AUGAUAAACACCAAUCCUACUUCUCCAAAAUCUUCUUCCUUUCUUGCCAAAUCACCUAAUCCCACUCACCCUCCCUCAGCACCAAGUCCUAAAGAUCCACCUUUAUCCACUAAAGCUUAUCCCAACCUCACUCACUUAUCACUCCCAUCUUCCUCUCCUACCCCCCACUCUGCGCCCAUCCUCCCUUCAAACUUACGACCAACCCCCACCCGAGCCGCGUCAUUACAAACGACUUUCAAAGCUCGUGCUGCAUCUCAACCUGCAGGAGAAAGGUUUCCUUCUCCGGCUUCCAACCCUCUUUCUGGUCGUGGUAGUCCAGGUGUUGGGGCGAAUGAGUAUGGUGUUAUUGGUGGAUCCCGUAAUUCGGGUAGGUUCGGAUUAGCUCUUGGAGUGGGGGGCACUCAGACGAGGGCAAACAGUUUCUCAGUGGCCGAUCCACGCGACUAUGGUGUUGGUUUCGCAAGAGCGUUGUCAUCUCACACUGAAGAGAAUCCCAGUUUCGGUUCAGGUUCCGGAUCGCCCUACCCCACCUUCUCACCCAGCUCAAGUCCUGCGGAAUCCUCUGGGAAUAAUCGACCUCCAAGUCCACCAAGAGCAGAAGCUCAUAUCUCUCGUUCUAGAUCCCAGUCACUCGCUACUGGCGCAAGACCAAUGCUCACUCGACCCCCGGUGGCCAACAGAGAUUGGUUCAACAAGCCUUUCACUUCCGAGUUGAGAAACUCUGGAGCGUUCUCCCCUGCGCAUUUCAAUCCUCCCGAGAGCGGCUCUAACGUGUCACCUUUUGCUCGUCAUAUGUCAACACUGGGUAGAGAAUCCCCUGGCGUUCAACCUCUUUCAUCGAAUCGAUUUGCUCAAAGUGUUACUUACGGUGCCAACUGGGGUCCUCCUACAUCUGCUCUCUCUUCUUCGGUGGCAAAAGCUUUACAACCAGCUUGGCCUACGACUGUGGGGUUCGAUCCCAGCGGCGGGAAAUCCGGUUCAAGCAGUAGACGACACAGCGUUUCCGUCGUGGGUGGUCCAGGAGGAAGAAGAGAUUUCGGUUUCGAGGCUAUGACCAAUAUCAGUGCUCAUCCCAGUCGUGGGCUAGGACCGUCGGGAUUCUCAGAUGAAGAUCUUCUUUUAUCAGAACGUUUGGGUAAUGCUCUGGGCAAUGCUCUUUCAUUAGAAAUAGACGAAAGUAGACGAAGGGGCGUGGAAAUUGAAGCUGGACGACCUCACAAGACUCAUACCGCUUCAAGUCUUCCUCCCGUAUCACUCCUCAAUCACAACGACGAUGAUCAUGAUUUUGGACCUUUCAGUAAUCGUGGGCGGGGCGGGGCUCUACAACCUGCUGUAGACCGAGGGUCAUCUUCGUCUCGAAGUCGGUUCUCUUUCGAGCCACAAGUGGAUUCACCCAUCCAAGCACUUGGUACCAAUUUCGGAAGAGGAGUUCCGCCGUACGGACCUCUGCAUGCUAGUCCUGACCGAAGCAGAGAUCGAAAUAACCAGCCCAUGCCCACCUCUCCUCUCGGUACUCAAGGUCCUACUGGGACCGGUCCAAUCAAUUUCGACCCUCACAUUUUCAAUCCACCUCAGCAAGGCUUCGGUGCUAUUCCAGCUCACACACUUCGUAAUGCCCCUCCAUUUAUCCCUUCUUCCCCUGUAAAUCUUGGUCCUCCCACCUAUGGUCGUCCACCGCCUAUGGGAUUCAAUUACUUUCCUCGACCCAUGCCUUUCCCAGGUCCUCCAGCGGGCUUUUAUCCUGGCGCUCCACCCGGUCCUACUUCUCCCACUCAACCUGCCUCUCCAAAUUUCUCAUCUCUCAACCUGUCCGACCUAGGUAGAGGGAUACCUCUCACGAAUCUACCGCCCACAACUGCUCUCUACAUCGUAACUUUCAAAGCUGGUCGAAGGGAUGUUUUCUAUUGUCCCGACCCCACUCUGUUGAUCAGUAAUGGCGAUUGGGUCAUCGUAGAAGCCGACAGGGGAAGUGAUUUAGGUACGGUGGUGUAUGACCAACUGACACCCGUCGAUGUUCGCGAGUGGCAGGAGAAACAGGCUACCGCAGCGUUGUUAUCAGGCGCGAGAGAACAUCAGCCACCCGGUAUGGCUCAGGCGGCUGGACAAGGGGGUUUGGGGAUCAAAAUGGGAAGUGUAGGAAAUCACAGGUCUAGACCGUCUGGAGAAAUUGGUGGGAAUGAUUUGGAAAAUUUGUUGAUGGGUGUUGGUGCGAACGGACAGCUGGAUUUGAGUAACGGAAAUAAAGGACCUUUAACGAGGGAGAUCAUGCCAAAGAGGAUUUUUACGAAAAGUAGUCAGGGACCGGAAGAACAGGCACGUAUGAUGGACAAGCUCAAGGAUGAAUACGAAGCAAUGAUGAUAUGUCGUGAAAAGGUACAACAAAGGGGUAUGCCAAUGCACAUAGUUGAUGCGGAAUAUCAAUGGGACCGACGCAAACUCACGUUUUACUUCAAAGCGGACAAACGGGUAGAUUUCCGUGAUCUUACAAAAGAGAAUUUCAGGGUGUUCAAAUCUAGAAUCUGGAUGUCACAAGUUCCCAGGGAUGAUCCAAGAAAUUAA
Messenger RNA from Tremella mesenterica DSM 1558, 2559 nucleotides. RefSeq lists its product as uncharacterized. The record is from RefSeq and is a predicted model, not a curated record. Gene Ontology annotation, cellular component: cytoplasm. Lineage: Eukaryota; Fungi; Basidiomycota; Tremellomycetes; Tremellales; Tremellaceae. The transcript is spliced from 5 exons. Bases 1 to 2559 code for a protein of 852 amino acids.